Harmonia axyridis is the source of this 747-nucleotide messenger RNA. RefSeq lists its product as uncharacterized. The transcript has a single exon. Bases 1 to 747 code for a protein of 248 amino acids. Lineage: Eukaryota; Metazoa; Arthropoda; Insecta; Coleoptera; Coccinellidae. The record is from RefSeq and is a predicted model, not a curated record.
AUGAAGAGGGAAGAAGAAUAUACGAGUGAUGAAGGAAAAAGAAGAAGGGAUGAGGACGAUGAGGAGGAAGGGUUUACCAAAAGUAAGAAAAUAUUUCGAUCACCACAAAAAUCGAAAACAAGCAUCCAAGAUGAUAAAAUGGAUAAGGUGAUGGAAAUGAUGCAGACUAUGAUGCAGGAAAUGAGAGAAAUAAGAGUGGAACAGCGAAACUACCAGGAAGAGAUAAGGGAAUUGAGGAAGGAAAGUGAGAAUAUUAAGGGGGAAAAUGAAAAACUUAAAGCUGAGAUGAAGCUUUUACAGGCUAAACUGGAGAGUAUGGAUAGAGAUAAAAGGAGGAAUAAUAUAGUGAUAAGUGGACUAGUCAUGAGAGACGUCCAGCAAGAUUCACUAGAAUCUGAAAUGAAGAAUUUUUUCAAAAAGAACUUGGAAUUAGACCCUAAGCUGAAAACCACCAAGAAAAUAGGGGUAAAAACCUAUAUCGUUGAAUUAGAGAGUGAAUAUGAGAAAUUCAAGGUGAUGAAAAAUAAGAGUAAAUUGAAGAAAUGUGAAGGGGAAAUAAUUUACAUCAACGAUGAUAUGACGAAAGUACAAAUGGAGAUAAAGAAAAAAUUGAGGGAAUUUGGGAAAGAGGAGAAAAAAGCAGGCAAGACUGUGAAGGAAGGUUUUCAGAAAUUGAUUAUAGACAACGUGAAGUAUAGAUGGAAUGAGGAAAGGGGAAAAAUAGAAAAAUCAAAGCCAAAAAACUAG